UAAAAACAUAAUCGUGCAAAUUUUAAUCCUUUCGACAAACUUUGAUAAAAAAAAAAAAAAAAACUAAAAUAUGUCAACAACAUUCAAAACAUAUCGAUACUGUAAACUCGUCGACGUUUUACCGGUGUCUCGACCUAUUCAAGACAGAUUGACGCGUGUCGUUAAAAAAACAAUAACAAGCUCGUGUUGAAACUCAGUCUAUUAUAUUCCGGUCGUACCUCGUUCAAUUUCUUCAGCAUUUCUCCGUACUUUGUCUGCGAUAGUUCCGUUCAUGGGCUAGAAUUGCAAUACUAUUCCAGUCCAUUUUGUUAUUAAUUUCGUUUGAUGUAUCAGUUUUUUUAUUAAAGUUUGUCAAAAGGGUUGAAACCUUCGUGCGAUUCCAUUUUCAUUUAUUCGGCAAAAUAUACAGUCUUCAGGAGUCUUUCGGAGUUUUCUCUGUACCGAAAAUUUCGUUCAUUGCUAAACGUGACGUACUCUUUCCCCCAGAGAGUAAUACGCGAUAUUACAUAUUCAUACACGCGUAUGCCUCUUUUUCUCCAUUUCUAAUCUCGCUUGUACCAGCGCUCGCUCUCCGGGCGAUAUUCUUAGCUCGAGGCGCCUUUUUUUUCCCCCAGCGGCUCAAGGUCACGGCUAAUUGUCGUUUACACACUGGAGCAGCAGCAGCUCUGUCAAUGCGGCCGCAGUUCCAUUCAUCUCGUCGAGCUUGCAAGACCAUAUUACCACUACCACUAGCACACUAACUGGCCAGCUCUGUCUGUGAGCUUUGCAAUCUUUUCUCUCUAUCUCUUUUUGUACGUCUCUCUCUCUCUCUCUCUCUCUCUCUCUCUCUCUCUCGCCACCUGCCUCUAUUUUUAAAGAUAUUCAAAGAUGUGCGAUGUGCGCUGAAAAGCAAAACCGAUAUGUGGGUAGUAGUGUCGGUACACGUUGCACGAGUACAUGUACACACGAGUCCAGUGUGCAUGUACUUAAGUGGCUGCCAAAUUGACCCAGAAAGGCUUGUGUUGUGUUGUGCGUGCGUCGACCGAUACGCAGCAGAUUUCGCGUGUAUUAAUCUACCGCCGAUUAUACGACCUGAAAAAGCUCUUGAACUUUUAAAAGGUCUUGGGUCUUGCAGCUUUAGCAAACGAAAAAAAAAAAAAAAUUACCCUCCGUCGAGGUUCUCGCUGCUGCUGCAUAUGCGACGACGAGAGGGAUGCGCGACGCUUGUGUACACACACUUGAAGCUUGCGCCGCCUGAUCGCGAAUAGACGUGUGUGUCGUGCAGGGGAUCGGCUUUGACGCGCGAGGCUCGCAACACUCGCGUCGCGAUCACCGCAGCCGUCGCAGUGUGACACGUUCACAUGUUGUGAUAUAUAGCAGUCGAAAGAGAUCCGUUUAAAGAACACGACUCUCGGCUCUCCGAAUUCGAUGGGGGCCCAUUACUAUCCUGCUCCGUUAUCCUGAGGGGUCAUUAUCGCCACAUAUAUCCUCGCUCCCCGAAUAGUCGAUAUUCCGAAACUCGUCAGGACGAUCUCUCUCUCUCUCUCUCUCUCUCUCUCUCUCUCUCUCAUCGUCGAUUCGGCAGGAGUCUCGAGCUUAGCUGCUGCCGAACGAGGAGGCUCGAGGUAACGAACUGUGUGGAGACCAGAGAAAUGAGUGUUGCCGUGGGCCGAAGUGAUGUGCGUGCAGGGAACCAUCGCAGAGGAUAACGCUAGGUUCAUCCUGCUCGCCUUCGUCCUCGCGGCUUACAUGCUCGCCGGGGCCGCUCUCUUUCAGAAACUCGAGUCCGAUGUCGAGAUCAAACAGGCCCAAGAAUUCUGGCGAGUCUACCAGUCGUUCCGUCGUCACCAUCUGCGCGGCAGCUCGCAGCUGGCCCUGCACCGCCUCCACGAGCUGCUCUACGUCUACGGCAACGCCUCGGCGAGCGGCAUCAUCAACAAGCGCCGACGCUGGGACUUCCCGGGCAGCUUUCACUUCGUCGGCACGAUCGUCUCGACCAUAGGAUACGGGAGUACGGUGCCGCAGACCCCAGCUGGCAAAGCCGCCGUCGUGCUCUACGGAUUUUUCGGCUGCUCCGGUGGCAUUCUAUUCUUCAAUCUCUUCCUCGAGCGCAUCAUCACCUUUCUCGCCUGGAUCCUGCGCAGCCUCCACUUGCGUCGGCUCAAGCGACGCCUGAGACAGACGACCUUGGCCAGUUCGCGCCGCCUACCCCGCAGCAGCAGGCGCAGCCGCGUCCACAGAGGCAACAAACAACCUACUCCUCCUCCUCCUCCUUCUCCUCCACCUCCUCCACCUCCUCCUUCUAUUCCCGAUACCGAUCCCAGCGGCAACGACGGAAAUUGCAAUGGCAGUAGCAACGGCAAACCCGCGCAGCAGCUGCCCGACAUCCUCGACGAGGACGAGGACGAGGACGAGGAGGAGGACGCGGGCCUGGACCACUGGAAGCCGAGCGUCUACUGGGUCAUGCUCUACCUGUCGCUGACCUCGUGCGCCGUCGCCUGCUGCGCCGCCGCGCUCUACGCCACCCUCGAGGGCUGGACCUACCUCGAGGCCCUGUACUUCUGCUUCGUGAGCUUCGCCACCAUCGGCUUCGGCGACUACGUCAGCACCCAGCGGCCCGACUAUCCCUACGUGCACCUCUACCGGUUCGCCAACUUUCUGUUUCUCGUCGUGGGCUGCUGCUGCAUCUACUCGCUGCUCAACGUCACGUCGAUCGUCAUCAAGCAGGGCCUCAACUACGUCAUACGCAAGCUGAGCUGUCAGAAUCGUUUCAUGGCCGCGCCCCAUCUGCCCCGACGAAGAUCCACCAUAUCGGCCAUCUAUUACGCCAACAAGCGCAGACCCGCGAAGAUGAUAUCGCGCGAUCUGAUCAGGCCGAGCAUGGAUGACCAAUCCUACUGCCCCAACGACAACAAUAAUAACAAUAACAACAACGGCAUGCCUCGACGCAUGUCCGGCGAGCUCAUCUCCAUGAAGGAGUUUCUGUCCUCGAACAAGGUCUCCCUGGCCGUGAUGCAGAAGCAGCUGUACGAGACCGCCCAGAUGCAGUACCUGCCGUCGCCGCCGGCCCUGCAUCAUCACUAUCAUCAUCGUCAAUAUCGUUAUCCCGCGGCCACUCCACCGCCCCAGGCCAACAAUAAUAAUACCAUGAACAACAAUAACAGCAACAACAACAGCAGCAAUAAUAGCGUAGCCAAUAAUCUGGCGACGCUGCAGGCCCGCAACAACGCCAACAACAUGAUGCUGAACAGCAGCAGCAACAGCGGCAACAACGGCAGCAGCAACAACAGUUGCUCGACUGGAGCCGUCGGUCCACUAGCCAUAGCGAUUGAAAAAUUCGAGAGUUCCUGAUUAUUAUCGCGAUCGUACUUAUACAUUACAAUAAUAUACGUAAUGAUAAAUAAAUAUAAUUUUUUCGCCCUCUUAACUGUGCACGCUGCCCCAACACCACACGUGGAUUAAGAAUCCCUCCACCUAUUGUAUAGCGCCUAAGUUAUCGAUUAUAUUUUUGAUAUAACUAUGCCAUACGAAAGACGGAUAUAUAAUUAUAUAAUUAAAAUAAUAGAUGUUUUAUCUCUUGACGUUUACGCUUGUUAGCAAUUAGGCCUUAAUCUUUAAGUCUGUAAUUCACUGCACAUAUAAAUUAUAUAAUAUUGUGUCAAACCUAAAUGUAUUAUUUCGUUGUUGUUGUUGUUUUUUUUUUUUUUUUUUGAGAUAAGUUGAAAGAAAUUAAUAAAUAGGGAAAAAAGUCUUACGUUCGCUUUUGUAUACUUUAUUUUAUUCCAUCAUUUGCUGGGAAUCGUUUGAACGUUUAUUACACU
Molecule: messenger RNA, 3800 nt
Organism: Trichogramma pretiosum
Lineage: Eukaryota; Metazoa; Arthropoda; Insecta; Hymenoptera; Trichogrammatidae
Product: potassium channel subfamily K member 13-like
Exons: 4
Coding region: 1657-3330 (557 amino acids)
Biological process (GO): potassium ion transmembrane transport; stabilization of membrane potential
Cellular component (GO): membrane
Molecular function (GO): potassium ion leak channel activity
Source: RefSeq, a predicted model, not a curated record